Messenger RNA from Penicillium bovifimosum, 1467 nucleotides. Its product is annotated as FAD-binding oxidoreductase. The coding region runs from base 1 to 1467 and encodes 488 amino acids. Gene Ontology annotation, molecular function: FAD binding; oxidoreductase activity. The transcript has a single exon. Lineage: Eukaryota; Fungi; Ascomycota; Eurotiomycetes; Eurotiales; Aspergillaceae. The record is from RefSeq and is a predicted model, not a curated record.
AUGCUAUCUUUCGCCUUGGCCUUGGUUGGCAUUCUGGCACCAGUUGGCUCAUACGCCAGCGACCCAGGUCCAUCCGCUUGCGCCAACAUUACAUCCCAACUUGGAUCUUCGAAGGUUGUCAAUAACAGGUUCAGUCUGAAGUACCACGAGAGCACUGAGUAUUGGAGUACGCCCCAGGGUGACCAUAAACCGGCCUGCAUUGUCUAUCCCACAACCUCAAAGGAUGUCUCGACAAUCCUUCAGUCCGUCCGGGCGGCCGACAGCCGGUUCGCGGUGAAAGGAGGAGGACACAAUCCCAACGAUUUCUUCUCGUCUACCGACAAGGGAGUACUUAUUGACUUGAGCAAGCUCAACAAGAAAUCAUAUGACUCGGAGACAACGCUGGCAACAUACGAGCCCGGUGGUGUGUUUGGCAAUAUCUACGAAUACUUCGAGCAAUUCAACCGCACAGUAGUUGGUGCUCGACUCUCGGGAGUCGGAACCGGAUUGGCCCUAGGUGGUGGCAUGAGCUACCUGUCUCCCCAGUACGGCAUGGCCUGCGAUUCAUUCAGAGAGCUGGAGAUUGUCCUUCCCAAUGGCACUAUCGUGACAGCUUCUAACACCACCAAUACCGACCUGUUCUUUGCCUCGCGGGGCGGCGGCGGCAAUGCCUACGGUAUUGUGACCAAAUACACAGUCCAGAGUCGCCCAAUUGGCGAAUUCUGGUCCGGAAACCUCAUCUACGCCUUCCCUCAGAAGGAUACCGUCGCUGACGCCAUUGGCGAUUUCAUCCAAUACAACACCGACCCCAAAGCAGCCAUCAUCGGAACCUAUGAGAAGCUGCCCACCCCAGAUAUAAACCUGAACCUCGAUGAGAUAAUCAUCAUGUUCCUCGUCUACGACGGGCCCGACCCCGGCACUGCCUUCGAUAACUUCACCAGCAUCCCCCACCUCCUCGACACCUCCAAAAUCAGAUCAUACCCGGAAGUUGUCGACAUGCCCAUUCCGGUCGCGACCGAGAUUUCACGCGGAAACAACAUCUUCCGCGUUGGCGUGCAUUACGCCGAUAACGACGAGUACAAAUUUGCUCUGGACAAGUGGCGCGCCUGGGGCGAGGAGCACAAGGGCAAAUACCUUCUUCUCUCGCUCGAUUACCAGCCCGUUCCCAAGAGCUUGACUGAUGCCAGCAAGGCCCAGGGUGGAAACGCCAUGGACAUGCCAGAUGGCCCGUGGUUCUGGUUGAACUAUCUGCUUACUACGCCGCCUGGGAUGAGUAAGACCGCUGUUGAUGCUGUGCGGUCGAGCUUCAGAGAUAUGGUUGAGUCGACGGGUAAUGCGGAAGGUCUUCCGCUGUUCAUUAAUGAUGCGAGCGCUGAUCAGCAUCCUCUGUCGACCUUCUCUACCUAUUCCAGGCUGCAGGAGAUUAAGCAGAAGUACGACCCGGAUAACUUCUUUGCUGAUAAGACAGGUGGUUGGUCAUUUGAGUAA